This is a messenger RNA of Arachis ipaensis, 1707 nucleotides long. The record is from RefSeq and is a predicted model, not a curated record. Lineage: Eukaryota; Viridiplantae; Streptophyta; Magnoliopsida; Fabales; Fabaceae.
AUGAUGCCCGUGUACAAGUUCUCAAACAUGGAGAACCGUCGAAGGGUCCGCAAGGUGCUUUACGAUCCGAACGAGCCAAAGAUUGAAUGUGAUUGCAUGAUAUGGAACAGUGAAGGUAUUCCUUGCUGCCACAUAUUCUACGUGAUGAAGUACGAGGGUAUGGAAGAAAUCCCACCAGGUUUGAUACUGAGGCGUUGGUGCAAGGACACCAAAGAAUGGACGGCAUCAGCAAGCUGUGGGACAGAUAGGCACGGGAAUCAGUUACUAAGAGAUGCUGCAGCAACGAUAAGUUAUUUGGAAGGCAAGGCCAAUACUGACAUGAUGACGGUCGCCAGAUAUACCAAAACAGUAGAGGAUCGGCUUGGUAGCCUAUUCUGGGUGGACGGGCAGAUGAUGGAGGAUUAUCAGUUGUUCGGUGACGUGGUUGCAUUUGAUGCAACAUACCGGUCCAAUAAGUACAAGAAGCCUCUAGUUGUGUUCUCUGGAUCAAAUCACCACAAGCAGAUGGCGAUUUUUGGUUUUGCAUUGCUGGAGGACGAGGAUGUCCGUACAUAUAGGUGGGUGUUGUUGAAUAUUCUUGAUGUCAUGGAUAACAAGAAGCCUUCCAUUGUGGUCACCGACGGGGAUAAAGCCAUGCGGGCAGCAAUUGCGAAUGUGCUUCCUUUAGCCAGGAAGGUGUUCAAGAAGGCAGUUUACGCAAACUUCGAUGUUGCGAAGUUUGAGAAGUAUUGGAGGACGGCCGUGGAGAAUCUAGGAUUAAUGAACAACAGCUGGGUCAAAAGCACCUAUGAACUAAGACAUAGUUGGGCAACGGCAUAUCUAUGGGGUACUUUUUGCGCCGGCUACAGGACAACUUCCAGGUGUGAGGGCAUAAAUGCAUUCGUCAAAGGGUUCCUUAAGUCGACAAAUAGCCUUCUGGAAUUGGUUCACAGCUUGGAUAGGGUGGUGAAAGAUUACUGCAACAAUGAGGUCACGGCGCAAUGUUAUUCGUCGUACUACACGCCCGUUCUGACGACAGGUCUUGAUAACAUAGAGCUGUUUCCUUCGAAUAUAUACACCAAGGCAGUCUUCAAAGAGGUUAGGAAACAAAUAAAGAGGGUUGGGAGUUUAUUAUUUUUGGGGAAAGACAGCAUAAGCACGACGCCCGUGUACAAGUUCUCAAACAUGGAGAACCGUCGAAGGGUCCGCAAGGUGCUUUACGAUCCGAACGAGCCAAAGAUUGAAUGUGAUUGCAUGAUAUGGAACAGUGAAGGUAUUCCUUGCUACCACAUAUUCUACGUGAUGAAGUACGAGGGUAUGGAAGAAAUCCCACCAGGUUUGAUACUGAGGCGUUGGUGCAAGGACACCAAAGAAUGGACGGCAUCAGCAAGCUGUGGGACAGAUAGGCACGGGAAUCAGUUACUAAGGUAUGACGCGUUGUGCAGUGCAAUGAGUGUUGUUACCAUUUUUUUACGGCAACAGCCAAAAUCAGUAGGAAACAACAUCAACGAUGGACACUCCCUAGACAAAUUUCCAACGGAGGAAAGGACCUGGGAACCCCACGUUGAGGCUAUGACAGACUCCGAUCCGUUAACCGUGAGUCCUAAAGUCGUCGUUGUUGUAAUCGCAACCGGUGAUCAAACCGGGGAUUUGAACCCCGUCUCUUUUGUUUACAUGACAUUUUUGUCAUCUCAACCGGAUCUUCCAACCGAUCUUUAUCGAAUUUGA